AUGAAUGACGCUGACCUGCAGAGCAGAUCCUUUGUCCGGGCCUCCCAAUAUGACGGCAGCGGGCCUCAGAAGCUGUUUUCAGGUGACUUGUUCGAGAUUGCAGCUUUCCAUCAGAUCCACUGUUUGGCAUCAAUCCUGGAGGACUUUGGUCUCUUGGCUGCCGGAGUUCCCAAGGAGGAGCUACCUGGUUAUCAUAGCGGAGUCACACUAACGUGGGAGGAGCACAAGGCGCACUGCUUCAACUACGUCCGACAGGCUCUAAUGUGCUUUGCUGACUCCACUGCCGAAGGCCAUAUUGAGGGUGACACGCACCGGGUAGCUGAUCAUGGGGUAAUGCAUGUUUGCAAUGAUUUUGAUGCCCUACUGGCGUGGUCAAAGGAACCCGAGCGAGCAUUGCCCAAGAGUUGGCGAGUGACAGAUUAA
Molecule: messenger RNA, 423 nt
Organism: Colletotrichum costaricense
Lineage: Eukaryota; Fungi; Ascomycota; Sordariomycetes; Glomerellales; Glomerellaceae
Exons: 3
Coding region: 1-423 (140 amino acids)
Biological process (GO): mycotoxin biosynthetic process
Source: RefSeq, a predicted model, not a curated record